Temnothorax curvispinosus is the source of this 1793-nucleotide messenger RNA. RefSeq lists its product as uncharacterized. NCBI's taxonomy places the organism in Eukaryota, Metazoa, Arthropoda, Insecta, Hymenoptera, Formicidae. The transcript is spliced from 4 exons. The record is from RefSeq and is a predicted model, not a curated record. Bases 103 to 801 code for a protein of 232 amino acids.
GGUGAAGGUGCCUGUCUCUUCAUAUCCUAUCAGUGACCACGUUUCUUUAACCGCCGUCUUCCAAGUCUUAUCCAUAUUUUUCCAAGAGACAAGUGAUACAAGAUGAUGCUGGUGCCGCUGGCCGUAGUGCUCCUCGCGGCGUUCGCCAACGCCGAGCCGGCGAUCAAUGAAGCUCGACCGCACAGUAACCGACCUGGAAGAUUCUUGUCUCUUCCGAUACCGCAAAAGUGCGCAAAUCGGCCAAAGCAGUUUAACUUCCGAGGGCACAACUAUUUCUACAGCGGGCACGUGCCAGCUCAUGCCAAUCAGAAGGUGGACUGGUUAGACGCUAGAAACAUUUGCAGGGAGUACUGCAUGGAUCUCAUUUCGAUAGAAACCCAAGAAGAAAAUAAUAUGGUCUUUAGGCUCAUCCAGCAGAACGACGUUCCUUACAUCUGGACGUCCGGACGUCUCUGCGACUUCAAGGGCUGCGAGAAUCGACGUGACCUCGAGCCCAAGGCCCUGUACGGCUGGUUCUGGUCGGCGAAUCGCGAGAAGAUGGCACCCACCAACCAGGCGCCGAACGGCUGGGGUUUCAAUCCGUGGUCGCAGACCGGCCACAAGAAGGUCAGGCAGCCGGACAAUGCCGAGUAUGACAUCAACGGCACCAACGAGUCCUGCCUGUCCGUCCUGAACAACGUUUACAAUGACGGCAUCGCCUGGCACGAUGUUGCGUGUUACCAUGAGAAACCGUUUGUCUGCGAGGACUCUGAGGAGUUGCUCAACUACGUGGCCAGCACCAACCGCGGUAUUCGCCUCUAAAGCGAUCGCGGUCAGCCGACACCUACGUGGUGAUCAUGCGAUCGUCCAUCAGCGUCAUAUCAGCACUUUCCUUCUAUACUUCCCGUCGCGGAGCCGACGAGACACGUGCCGAAUAGGGACGCGGCAAUUUCCACGUGGCGAUUCUUGGUUCUUGGAUGAUCACGGAGAAUCUUUUACAAUCGUGUUAGAUAUGACAUAAAAAAAAACUUCGCGUGAUUCUUUCGUAAUUAAAGUAAAAUUAUAAUUUAUAUAUAAUAACGAUCUUUUUUAUAAUUAUAUUUUAUAAUAAAGUAUUGUAAUGUAGUGUAUAGUGUUUUCGAUCGAGUGUCAUCCGAAAUAAAAACUCGCUAGAAUUAUAAUUUUAUUGUCUAAAGUCUUUUUUUUUUAUUAAUUCACACAUCACUGCCGACAUCCUGUAUGAAUUUCCAUGAUGUGAUCAUCGGAGAAUCAUUUAUACGAGAUUUUCUAAAAAGUAAAAUUAGAAAAAGCAAUUUGUCGGAUAUCACGCGCUUGUAUAAAAUAUCAGUAAUUCGUUUAAUUUACAUCCUAUUCUAAUCAUUUUAAUGAAUUUUAAAAACGCGAUAUUAAAAAUGUCAAACAGAAGCGAAAGUGUAGAAUUAAUAAAAUGUGCGAGUAAUUUUUUAUUGUAUAGCGACUAAUUCAAUCUAAACUUAUUCGGUACUGUGACUUUAAUAUGAAUUGCUCCAUUUGAAUAAAAAUAAACGUAUUUAUUACUGCAAUUGUACUUGUGAAAGUUUGUAGUAUGAAAAAAAUGUAUUUUGCUAGAUUAUUGAACAAACGUGUCUCGUCACUGCGCUCUUUCUGCACUCAUCGUAUCGAAGAAACUCAACAAUAAUUUUAUACUUUGUUUAAUUUGUAAUCACAGUAUCCGCUGAAGAGAGUAAUUAAUUGUGUACAUGUAUUUAUUGAUAUAAAUUUGGCUGGCAGUCUCUGUACAUUUAUGAAUAAACGUUAAUCUUAUGUAAAUUAUA